Molecule: messenger RNA, 2737 nt
Organism: Oryzias melastigma (Indian medaka)
Lineage: Eukaryota; Metazoa; Chordata; Actinopteri; Beloniformes; Adrianichthyidae
Gene: slc1a8b
Product: solute carrier family 1 member 8b
Exons: 11
Coding region: 336-1997 (553 amino acids)
Biological process (GO): L-glutamate transmembrane transport
Cellular component (GO): plasma membrane
Molecular function (GO): glutamate:sodium symporter activity; L-glutamate transmembrane transporter activity; neutral L-amino acid transmembrane transporter activity
Source: RefSeq, a predicted model, not a curated record
GGGCUCUAAAACACACACUGAGCUAUGAAUGGGCUCAUGUUUAUCUGGCUCCCAGCCACUCUAAUGGGCCUCGCUCACUGUGAGGGAGUCUCUGGAAGAGAUAAUCCAUUUAGGGGAUGCUUUACCUGGAAUGGGUAAGUCAACACUUCCUCCCAGAUGAGAGGCUGUGAGUCUUACAGGACCCACAUUCCAUCAGGUUGUCUCGCUCUCGUCCACCUCACAUUUUUCCAGGACAAAAGAGAAGAAGAACAGAAAAACCUGUCGCUCCCGUCCAAGGAAAUCGGAUAUCUGUGGACAGUUGGAGGGGUGGGGGGCUGGAAAGCACCUGAAUCAGGAUGGAGAUGAUGAGGAAGUUUAUCAAAUUUUGGGUGCCUGUGAAGGUCAUGGAGUACAUGAAGGACUACUGCAGGAGGAACGGGCUGCUGACGCUCUCCGUCUUCGCCGUCGUUACCGGCUGUGUGCUCGGAUUUUCCCUCCGGACCCUCAACCUUUCCACACAGGCCAAAAUCUACUUUGCGUUUCCUGGAGAACUGCUGAUGAGGAUGUUGAAGAUGCUAAUUCUGCCGCUCAUCACAUCCAGUUUGAUGUCCGGCCUGUCAGCCAUGGACACCAAGGCGAGCGGCAGGUUAGGAGUUCUGACCAUCACCUACUACCUGUGGACGACCUUCAUCGCCGUCAUCGUCGGCAUUGUGCUGGUCCUCAUCAUUCAUCCUGGGACGGGGUCGGAGAAGGACGGUCACCACGCCAGCACGGGGCCCGUCAUGACCUCUGCCGACGCGCUGCUGGACCUCAUCAGAAACAUGAUUCCAUCCAACCUCAUUGAAGCAACUUUUCAGCAGUAUCGGACAGAUUUGGUGCCAAUUGUUCAGGCCGCAAAUGAGAAAGAGUCCCAGGUCAACUAUGUGUACGUAAUGCCCGACUACCACAACCCUCAGCUGGGUCACCCAGUCUUCCUGGAGAUCACUCCCGCACCUGACAUCAAGUAUAAGAUCGUCCCCAGCACGAGCAAGGGCAUGAAUGUGUUAGGAAUCGUCAUCUUCUCAGCCACCAUGGGUCUGCUGCUGGGGAAGAUGGGAGAUCGAGGAUUACCGCUGGUCAACGUGUGCCAGUGCAUCAACGAGUGUGUGAUGAAGAUCAUCAAUGCUGCCAUGUGGUAUUUCCCUUUCGGCAUCGUGUUCCUGGUGGCAGGAAAGAUCCUGGACAUGCAUGACCCCGCCCACUUAGGGGAGAAACUCGGCAUGUACUUCAUCACGGUCCUGUCCGGUCUGUUUGUCCACGGCCUCAUCCUGCUACCGCUCUUCUACUUCUUCUUCACUCGCAAAAACCCCUUCGUCUACAUCAGAGGGCUGCUGCAGGCUCUCGUCAUCGCCUUGGCAACCUCGUCCAGCUCUGCCACUCUGCCGAUCACCAUGAAGUGCCUCCUGGAGAACUGCGGCGUAGACCGGCAGAUCGCACGCUUUGUGCUCCCUGUGGGGGCUACCAUCAACAUGGAUGGGACGGCGUUAUACGAGGCAGUGGCGGCCAUCUUCAUCGCUCAGGUCAAUGACCACGAACUGGACUUUGGCCAGCUGGUCACUGUGAGUAUCACAGCAACAGCAGCCAGCAUCGGGGCAGCCGGGAUCCCUCAGGCAGGACUGGUAACCAUGGUGAUCGUCCUGACCUCGGUGGGGUUACCGCCCGCUGACAUCUCCCUGAUUGUGGCCAUCGACUGGGUUCUCGAUCGGUUCCGUACGAUGAUAAAUGUUCUCGGGGACGCAUUGGCUGCUGGAAUCAUGGCUCAUUUGUGCAAAAAGGACUUUGAAAAAGCUGCUGCUGCCAAAGCCGCCUCUUCUGUCGUCAGUAGUGAACGGAGGGACACGGUCAUCUCCUUCGGUAACCAGAGCGUGGCGCUCUCUGAUGCUCCUCUCCUCCCUCACCGCUGCGACUGCAUGUUUGAGGUGGACGGAGACAACGUUCUGGAGAGACCUGUGCCCUGCUACAACCUCUGCCAAGUGUGAGACGGCGCCACAAGGCCAAAGGCACAAACCACUCCAGGCCCUUACAGCACAAGUCGAGCUGUAAAAGUUCAAAGGCUGAGCGCAUCCCGGCUUCAGUCAAGUGGCUUACAUGUAUUUCCUGCUGAAAACAGGAACUUUCUUUACUUGAUAGACUCCAUUCAGUUCAGAAUGGGGGAGAGAGGAGAAAACUAACUUCACAUGUAACCGAAAUCUCAAAAAAACUAAAGAAAAAGGAAGCGGGUCGCACCAGAGUGGAUCAGCCCGUGAAGACUUUCAUGGUUUGCCUGUCAUGAUGGAGUUGGAUUGCAGGUUUGACAUCGACGCUUUACUCUGCCUUAACAUGACCUCGGUUCUUCUGGAAGACUUGAAAGUUAGAGAGAGGAACAGAAGCAGUUGUAGGGAAUGUUAGGAGCUGCAUUCAGUGCAAUUUAAGCAACCUGAUGUUGAGUAAAUCAGAGACGUGUGAUAAUGACACAGAAUGUUUAUUUCUGCUUUUAUACCAGUGCAAUUACAAUUUUCUAAUAAAAACCUGCAGCACUUGAAACUAAAAGUGACUGGUUUCAUUUUUUUCCUCUGAUUGGUUCAUGUACUUCAUGCCUCCCCAACAUGUCUGCUUUAGGUGCACAUUAAAAUGGUCAGAAAGAAAUUUAAUUAAAGUCUCAAGCGGUGUUCUAUGGCCGGGGGGCACACCCCGCCCCCGCCAUCCCUUCUUGGCUAAGUGGCCAGUGACGGCACCCCUC